GGGGACACUUGCGCGCUAUCGCUAACGGAAGGAUGCAACGAUGCAAGGAAAUUACAAAAUGGCAAAGGAAAAGUUGAAUAGAGCGGACGGAGCCAGCAGGCAGCACUCCUAUGAACGUGGACAAUUACCCGGGAAGCUCAUUUGCAUAAAGCUUUGUUACUUUAUUGACCGCUCAAGGUGAGGAGCCAGCAUAUAUUGUAGGUUGGUGGAAGACAUGUUUCCUGUCCUUUUCCUUUGGCAUAAUGUCCAUGUUCACCGGUAUAUGUGAGGAGUUGCAGUGAGUUACUGCCUGCGCGACUGUAAACGCGUGAUGAAUAGGGGCAUGAACGAUGUACGUUGCCAGACUCAAGAGAGUUCUACUCCCUGUUCUUGUUGUUCUUGCCAUCGUGGUGUUAACACGAGUAUUCAGGACGGAUGGACCAGCUUCUGUUCUUAAACAGAUUGACACGGAUUGGAAGCGGUUUACACACCUUAGCCACAAAGACUCCAUGAAUGGCACAACAUCGAGAAGGUUCACUCAGGCACUGAAUUACACGGAGCGUCUGAGGGCUGCCUACGCGCCAACUACGGGGCAUGUCAAUCCCCACAAUUUCAGGCUUGUUCUUGACGAGCCCUGGGCUUGCCUGGACCCUCAGACUGAGUCCGCCAAGCGUGUCUUCCUUCUGGUGCUCGUGGCGAGCGCUCAGGAUAACUUCAAGCGGAGGCAAGCCAUCAGAGAAACCUGGGGCAGCCCUCGGGAGCUGGAGGGGCUGCCCGUUGUGACAUUGUUUCUGCUCGCGGCCAAGGGAAAUGUCUACCACCACAAGGUUGUUAAGGAGAGUGCGGAGCACCAUGAUCUCCUGAUGGAAGACUUCGUGGACAGCUACAAGAACCUGACCCUGAAGACCAUGAUGGCCAUGAAGUGGGCCAGUACCCACUGUCCGCAGGCCUCAUUUGUCAUGAAGACAGACGAUGAUAUGUUCGUCAGCUAUCGCAAUCUCCUGGACUACGCAGCUGUCAUGGGACCGUUUACCGCCAAUCUAGCCCUUGGUUUUGUCAUAGCAGGUCAAUCUCCAAUCCGCAAACCUGACAGUAAGUGGUACAUGCCGAGAGACCUCUACCCGGGGGAUGCAUAUCCUCCCUGGCUGUCUGGAGGAGGUUUCGUUGUCUCUGGUGACGUACCGGGGAAGGUUUACGACGCGUCUCUGGACAUCAGGUACCUUCAUCUAGAAGACGUCUUCGUGGGCGUGUGUUUGGACAAGCUGAAUAUCAAACCCAUCAUGAACCGUCAGUUUAGCAACUCUCGUAUCAAGUACUCGUACUGUAGAUUCCGCUACGUGAUUACUGCCCACUCUUAUGAUACAGUGCAGCUGAAGUUUAUGUGGGAAGAUCUGCUUGUUGAAAAGCCGUGUUGGCUAUGGACAUAGAGUUAUGAGAAGUAGCACGAUAAUAUUAUCUCUUUGUUAACAGUACUCGUUGAAGAAUUUAGUUGCUCCCCUAUUGGUCGUGCUAUUUAGCGUCAAUAAAGCGUCAACAAGCGUCAACAUACACGAUUAUCGUCAACAAAACGUGAACAAUUUGAAAAUGCACAUUUAAGCUUCCCAAAAGCUAUCAUCGUAUUCAACUCUCGCAUCUCGUAUCAUGUGGGAAAUUUGGGGGAAUUCUUGUUUACAAUCCCACAUUACAACGGAGUUUUAUUGCGACAAAAUUACGGUGACCGGGCGCCGCCAUCUUUGUUUUCUCUUUUGCGCAUGAGCGAUUGUACCAUGUCCCAGAAAAACAAAAUGGCCGCCGGGGGAAAAAACACCGUUGAUGUCGUCCUUUUUGGCUUGCAAAUGGAACGCUUUACUUUAAAAUAAUACGUUUAAAAUGAUCCUAGGAGACAAUUGAAUAUUGUGAGCAUAUUUUUUAAGCUUAAAAUGACGCUUGUCGAUGCUUAAUAGCACGACCCUUUCCAUAAACACAUUUCAGUUCUUCCUUUGAAGGGAUAAAAGAGACUGGGGAAAAACCACCUAGACAUUGCUUCAGAUAAUGCAAGAUUGUGCAAUAUUAGUGAAAUUUACAUUUAACAAUCCGUUAACAUUAAUGUUAUCACGCGAAAAAUAUUCAAAUAAGCCCGGGUCGGGUUGAUGAGUGGACUCCAAGUUCACUUCCGCUUCUUCGAAUUCCUUAAAAUAAGAGGGGAGUACAUAAUGAACUGGGAUGACGUCUUAUUUUGCAAGGUGGCUUGUGAAAUUCAUUAAAUAUUGUCAACGUCCGUAAGCUAUGCAUGACCUUCAAUAGAAUCCUUAUCAUAACUCCAGAAAACCGUCCUUUUCUAUGUUUUGUUUUAAAUUACAUUUAUGCUGCUCGUGAGAAUUGAUACUUACUUUUCCACAACAGGUAGGCCUACUUAGCAUAAAAUUUUGCUCGUUUUUAUACACCUUUUUUUGAGAUACUCUGUGGAGCAGUUAUACAUAAUAUGAAAAUUAUUUAGGAAUCCCGGGGUAGAGGAUUCCGAACCAUCACUGAACAUUCUUUUUGGGAAAAAAGAUAUCAAGAAUGAAAGCGCAUCAUCAUUUCUACAUUGAUGUAUGUCGACAGACCAACAAUUACAAACAGCGCCCUCUGCCAUUGAUGUUAGCUGUUAAUAAAUGACAUGACAUGCCUUGCAUUGUGGAACUACAUUGUGGAAUUGAAUUGUUUAAUAUCUGCAUAAUAAUCAGCUCAGUAUUUAGAAAUACCGAACACUGAUGUUCAAAUAUGACGAAUAAACAUUACGAGCUUGACACUGUUUUGCGGAAAUUGGUGAAACCAAUAAGAUAUCAUAAUUGAGAAACAUCA
Patiria miniata (bat star) is the source of this 2802-nucleotide messenger RNA. RefSeq names its product beta-1,3-galactosyltransferase 1-like. Gene Ontology annotation, cellular component: membrane. Gene Ontology annotation, molecular function: hexosyltransferase activity. The transcript is spliced from 2 exons. Lineage: Eukaryota; Metazoa; Echinodermata; Asteroidea; Valvatida; Asterinidae. The record is from RefSeq and is a predicted model, not a curated record. The coding region runs from base 330 to 1406 and encodes 358 amino acids.